This is a messenger RNA of Durotheca rogersii, 1953 nucleotides long. RefSeq lists its product as uncharacterized. Bases 148 to 1779 code for a protein of 543 amino acids. NCBI's taxonomy places the organism in Eukaryota, Fungi, Ascomycota, Sordariomycetes, Xylariales, Xylariaceae. Gene Ontology annotation, cellular component: nucleus; cytoplasm. The transcript has 4 exons. The record is from RefSeq and is a predicted model, not a curated record. Gene Ontology annotation, molecular function: protein tyrosine phosphatase activity. Gene Ontology annotation, biological process: protein dephosphorylation; positive regulation of G2/MI transition of meiotic cell cycle; positive regulation of G2/M transition of mitotic cell cycle.
GAACGGCCUUAGACCGCCCUCGUGCUCGGCUCGCUAUUUUAGAUGGUCGAUUUGUUACUCGCAAGCAAGCAAGUAGUAGACAUUGAGGAAUAGGGCUACCGUCUUACACACCCUCCUCGCCAGCCAUUUUCGCCCGUCCAAGCAGCCAUGAAUUCCUCGUCGCCGUUGGCAGCGAUGCGCGCCUCUCCGGCCGGGAACUGGGGACAGCUUCCGCACUCCCGCUUGCAAGCCGGAAACGCCUUCAGCCUCCGUGAGCAAUUGCAACGGCCCAAGCCCGACUACUUCAAUCUGAAGUCGAUCCGUGGCUCGUCUCCCGCCGCCAGCCUGGCUGCGGAUCUCUCACAGAAUUUCCGCAUCGAUAACGAGGAGAGCCCUCGAUUUCCCACACCGCGCCGGGCCCUCUUCACCUCCAACAUGAUGGAGGCCAUGGAGAAUCGCGGCUAUGCUACCACACCCCCGCUGCCAGCUACCUCCUCGCCCGCACCCAUGAGUGAUGCGAUGGAUAUUUCUCCCUUGCCCCAGAAACAGGCGUUCUACGGCACCACUGAGAUUACCUCGCCUACUCCUCUCGGAUCGCCUGACGACGACAUGAUGAUGGAAUCCCCCAUCCCCGCACCACGCCAUGCUUUGGGCUUGCUUGACAACCGUAGACGUCCUGGGAUGCGUCGGCCGUCGUUGACACGCACCAAGGGUCACUCUACGAACGGUCUUCUUGCUCGCAUACAGCAGGAGAACCAGGCGCCGUCUUUCCGUCUCGGAGGUGAUUCUCGUGUCGGAUCCAAUUCUGCGACGCUAUCGCCCAGCGAAUGCUUCGGCUCCUCCCCGCUGCAAGACCGACGACCGCAGUCCGCCAACAGCCCUACCCCCCCAGGCGCGUCGCGGUCGAAAGGACAAUUCGCGAGCCUCACCGGCAGCCGGGACAUUAGCAGCGGGUCGCCCGUCGCCAACCACACGCGCAAACUGGCCAACCCAUUCGCCCGAAAUCGCCGUCCCUACCGACGAUCGCUCAGCAUGUUCGAUAACCCCAAUGAUGUCGUCAACGCCGCUGCCGACGAUGUUUUCCCCCAUAGCAAUCUGCAAUCUGUCGUGGACGUGGAGGAGCCGCAGGACCCUGUCUUGCCGCAUUUCUACCCCGACGGCGAGAGCGACAAUAUCCCUCGCAUCUCCCGGGCCACGUUCCUUGACGUGCUCGAUGGCAAGUUCAACGAGUACUACACGCAGAAGAUGGUCAUCGAUUGCCGCUUCGAGUACGAGUAUGAUGGAGGCCAUAUCGAUGCUGCCAUCAACUACAACGACAAGGAGCUGCUAGCGCGACAUCUGUUCGAGAACCCAAUGGAUGGCCGGACGCUUCUCGUCUUCCAUUGCGAGUACUCGGCCUGCCGUGCGCCCAUGAUGGCCCGUCACAUCCGCGCGUCCGAUCGGAUGAUUAACGCUGAGUUCUACCCGAGGCUGACGUACCCCGAGGUGUACAUCCUCGAUGGCGGAUACAGCGAGUUCUUCAUCGAGCACCGCGAUCGAUGCUACCCCCAAGCCUAUGUUGCCAUGGGCGCCGAAGAGCAUGCCAACACGUGCGAGCGCGAAUUGGGCAAGCUGCAGCAGAAGCGCAAGGGACUGAACCGGGCCAAGACGUUCGCCUUUGGCCAUCGCGACUCCAUGAUCGAGGACUCGCCCACCGGCCCCGAGAGAUACCACGAGCAGCCGUCGCCGGGCAUGAUGAUUGGUAACUCGCCCAUCCUGGGCAACAACCGCUCGCCUGCCCGUCGGAUGGCCUCGUACUAGAGCCCUAGCGGGCUUUCGAGACUGACACACCGUUAAUCUCACGACCAUUCGCGACCUGCGUUUAAUUCGUUUAGUCUUAUAUCCGCUCGUCUCGUCGAGCUCGUCGUCGCACCGACACUGUUUUUAUUAUACCCAUGUUUGUUUUCUUUUCCUUUUCAGCAUUAGACAGGCAUU